Arachis ipaensis is the source of this 768-nucleotide messenger RNA. The record is from RefSeq and is a predicted model, not a curated record. Lineage: Eukaryota; Viridiplantae; Streptophyta; Magnoliopsida; Fabales; Fabaceae.
AUGAUUGUGCCUGCUUUUGCUGUUGGUGCUACUACUAAAUCUCCCACCUCUGCACCUUUCAGUCCGUCUCCUGUCUCUCUAUCUGAUAUUGCGUCUCUUCUUCAGCAUCUUCUCUUUGUUUCUGGUAAAACCCCUGCUGCUUUUUUGACCCCUCCAGAUGAUGUUGAUGGUAUUUCUGAUCUCAAGGGAUCCCUUCAGCGCACUUUUGAUAUGAAAGAUCUUGGUUCUCUCAGCUACUUUCUUGGUCUAGAAGUCAUAUCCACCAAUGAUGGCAUCUAUCUCUCUCAGGCUAAAUAUGCUUCAGAUCUCCUUGCUCGAGUCGGAAUUACAGAUAGUUGCACUAAAUCUACUCCUCUUGAGCCUAAUGUUCGAUUUACUCUUAUGGAUGGUACUGUUCUGGAUAAUCCUACUCUUUAUCGACAGCUAGUUGGCGGACUCGUCUACUUAUUAACUGUCACAACCCGACCAGACAUCGCCUAUUCGGCGUACUCAGAUACUGAUUGGGCUGGUGAUCCUACUGAUCGUCAUUCCACUACUGGUUAUUGUUUAUUUCUUGGUGACUCUCUCAUUUCCUGGCGAGCUAAGAAGCAAACAUUCACUGCUCGAUCAAGCACCAAAGCUGAAUACCGUGCCCUUGCUGACACCACUGCUGAAGUUAUCUCGAUUCGUUGGCUUCUCACAAACUUGGGUGCUUCUCAGUCAUCCCCAACUGAUCUAGAUGGAUCAUUCACUCUCACUACAUUCAUUCUUCUAGAUAUGGAAAUCUAA